This is a messenger RNA of Eriocheir sinensis (Chinese mitten crab), 1431 nucleotides long. Its product is annotated as monocarboxylate transporter 3-like. Bases 364 to 1431 code for a protein of 355 amino acids. Gene Ontology annotation, biological process: transmembrane transport; monocarboxylic acid transport. Gene Ontology annotation, molecular function: monocarboxylic acid transmembrane transporter activity. The record is from RefSeq and is a predicted model, not a curated record. The transcript is spliced from 3 exons. NCBI's taxonomy places the organism in Eukaryota, Metazoa, Arthropoda, Malacostraca, Decapoda, Varunidae.
GAUGUUGUUUUGGGAGAGGAGCAUUUUAGUAGGCCAUCUUUGGUCUUUCUUCGGUGGUUUUUUGGAUGCUCUGUGCCUCUGUGGCAUAAGAUUGAAGUCUCCUCUAACUUUGUGCAGGGCGAGCGAAAGGUGUCCGUGCAACAAGGACACCCACGGGACAAGAGAGCCAAUCACAAGGGACGGGGUCGGAGCGAGGGCGGCCGCUGGCUCGUGGAACGGCGCAUUUAUCUCGCUCUGAGGAGACUUUAAUUUUAUGCGUCCCGGACUGACCCCUGGACUUGGCGUCGUGGGGUGGGUGAGGCCAUGUGCCCCCUACCGUAUGCCCAUACUGAUUGAUUGAUUGAUUGAUUACAGAUAAAGAAGAUGGAGAUGAAGAGAAGGGCCAGACAACCUGACGGAGGUUGGGGGUGGAUGGUGAUGGUUGGCUGUUUCUUUAUCAUGAUGCCUCUCACCAUGUUUUCCUUCGGCUACUCCAUCCUCUUCUCUGAUUUUCUCCUGUCCCGCGGCGCCUCCUCCACCACCAUCGCUUGGAUCUUCAACCUUCAUAUCUUUUUAUGGAACGCCAUCGGGGUGUUCACGGGGCCACUAACUAAGGAAUUUGGCUUCAGGCGCGUCAGCUUGGUUGGCUGUGGCCUUGCGACUGUUUCCGCCCUCGCCCUUGUCUUUGUGGACUCCUUGUGGGCCCUGUCCGUGUUCUUCGCUCUCGUAGGGAUGUUCGGGGGUCUCGGAUUCAAGCCAUGUUACCUUCUCCACCCAAUCUACUUUGACCGCAAGAGAGGGCUAGCCAAUAUAUUCCUGAUGGCCGGUGUGUGCAGUGCACAGUUCAUUGGUCCUCCGCUAAUCCGUCACUUCCUGGUCGAGUAUGGUCGCAAAGGGGCCACAUUACUCCUCUGCGGUAUAGUCCUACAGUGUAUAGUGGGCGCCGCCUUGUUCCAGCCUGUCGAGUGGCAUAUAAAGGUUGAUGCGGAGCAGGUUAACGACGAAGAUGAGGGACAAGAUAAGGAAAAGGUGCAUGAAGGUGAUUCAGGUGCUGCGGUGACGGAUGAGAUGAGGGCGAAGGAAGUUGGGAGACGCAAGAUGCCGGGCGUGAGCCUGUCCAGACGACCCAGUGAGGUAUCAAUGCUCUCCUUAGCGGAGUCUGAUAUCGACCUAUCUAGCAUGCCUCCUAGGAGUCGCCGAAUGUCCUAUGACCUUGAAACUACCACAGGUAACAAGAACCUCUGCAAAAACAUCAACGGCUCCUUUAGGAGCGUGCGAGGGCUGUUGCAGGUGUUUGGGAAUGUGUUGAAAUCGGUGAUAUUCGACAUGAAGAUCCUCAGGUCCCCUCGAGCCCUCAUCAUUGUGGUGGGCGGUAUGCUCUCCAUCAACGCCUAUGUAAACUUCCUCAUGACGGUGCCCUUCGCAAUCCAGGGCGCCGGUCACUGCCUCUGA